CCCUGCGCUACUGUAUCCCAAUCAAAUAUCUAUUUUUGAGGGUUCUUCAAUCAGCUGUACUUAAGUAAAUAAGAAUUCAGGAGUCAGUUGAUGGGGACCACAUCACAAAAGUGUAAUUUAUGAGUAUCAUUUUUUUAUCACAUGCUUGAAGCUUGUCCAUACUUGCCUCAACCAUUGUCAAGUUUGCUGGUUUCCGUAAUAUAGGAAUAAGGUAGCUAUUGACUACUGCCUUCCGCAGAUAAAUAUUUCCUCCAAUGUAGCUGGUGUCUGUGUUGCCUGAUACUGUGGCACUGUGGGACUAGGCUCUUCACAUUCUACAAAUUACCUUUGAGGCUAGACAGUGACAGCUGCCUCAGGCUAUCAUUUUUGUCCUUAAUUGUGAACUGGAAUUUUUCUAGCCAUCCAGGAGGAUCUUUGAAAAAGUUGGGUAUUUUUUGUUUGAAAAGGUAAUUGUACAAUGAGGAUUUUCAUCGCCUUUGAAGGAUCUUUUGAACCGUUUGAUGUUUCAGCAGAUGAAACUGUGGAGGUUGUCAAGCUGAUGAUAAAGACAAACAAGGCAGGCGGUAUCUGGAGUUAAUGUAUGCUGGAGCUGCUCUAAAGGAUAGUUGGAGUCUUGCUGAUGUUGGAAUAUCUUUCUGUUCAACUCUCAAAUGCUUUGUUAAGGAAGAAGACAAGCCUACUCUAUACGUGUUCAAUGCUGUAACUCAAGACACAAUGCCAGUAAUGGAGAGCAUUUCCCUUCUUGAUAAAACAGUGUCUGAUCUGAGAACACUGGUAACUCUGAGAUGUGGCCUCCCUGCACAACACUUCGCUUGGACGUCUGGGAUGGAUGGAAGGAAUUUCUGCUGGGUUGUCUCCUUGGACAAAAACUUAAAGUCCAACGCUACUUAUCAAAAGAAGGACCAGUACUCAAGUAUCAGAAAAGGGUAGCCCUGUACAUUGCUGCUUUUUGUGGGUACAUUGAACUCACUGAAUGGGCCCUGAAGCAGGGUGUGCAGCCCCACGAGGCGGUCGGUGUCCACCCCUAUCGAGCAUGGUGCCAUGAAGCCCUUCAUGCAGAUGUCUCUAAAUGCCCCAUUCAUGCAGCCGCAGAAGCAGGCCAACUGUUGAUUCUGAAGGCCUUUGUCAACUGCAGUGUGCUGUGCCUGGAAUGCAAAAAUGCAGCAGGACAAACUCCCCUGACCAUUGUGUUCAAACACAAGCAUAAAGACUGUGUAUUAUAUUUGCUCAGUAAAAUGUGGUCCACAGUUUCUUUUCCAAAAAUUUCAGUCCCAAUGAGGAUUUAUAUUAAAAUAAAACAAUGGAUCCUCAGAGCUCAGAGUCACAGUCUUCAUAAAAGCCAGUUUUGUGGAGCAAGGGUCUUUGGGGCAAAAGUUGGAGACAUUGUGAUGGUGGAUGGUUUCACCAAACCAAAAAUGACCUCCAAGAGCUGGCAGAAGUAUGGGAACGGCGACUCACAAAGCAUCGUGCUCAAGCUACCAUCUCUCAGCAAACAAACUGCAAGCAGCAAACCUGUCAAUCCUUUGCCAAUUUCACAGCCGGACACAAGAGAACAAGCCUUCAAAUUUCAUCCACUGGUGAAUGCAAGUACAUUCUCUGAAUUGCAAAAACAUCAACAACAAAAUCAGAAAAAAAUUACUGCCACAGCUAGGAAAAAAGAAAAGCUCAUAAAAAACACAUAUCUUCCCCAAGUCCCCCUCCCUCCAGUUUCAAGAGUGGGAUAUUCACAUCCAUCGUUUUUCUAUGCAACACCCAGUGCUGACUUUUUACUGAAGUCCUCCUUCUCAUCUUUCUCAGAGCACAGUGGGAAGACUCUAAGGGAGAAUGCAAUCUACUGCUUAGCUGUGGCAAGUGCCUUUAAAGAGAAACGAUGGCUUCAGCAGUUAGAAAUAGCAAGAGUCCUGGCCAAAAAGAGCAUUUCUAACUUCACUACCUGAGGAGGUCUGACAGCAUGUGAAAACUCUCUAGAAAUUGUGCUUUGAAAAGUCAUGACAACUUCAAUUUGGACAAAGACAUGAUCAAACAGA
Messenger RNA from Nomascus leucogenys (northern white-cheeked gibbon), 2027 nucleotides. RefSeq names its product ankyrin repeat and ubiquitin domain containing 1 (gene ANKUB1). Gene Ontology annotation, molecular function: protein binding. The record is from RefSeq and is a predicted model, not a curated record. NCBI's taxonomy places the organism in Eukaryota, Metazoa, Chordata, Mammalia, Primates, Hylobatidae.